Caenorhabditis elegans is the source of this 1077-nucleotide messenger RNA. RefSeq names its product T20D4.11-like domain-containing protein (gene ZK105.12). NCBI's taxonomy places the organism in Eukaryota, Metazoa, Nematoda, Chromadorea, Rhabditida, Rhabditidae. The record is from RefSeq and is marked reviewed. The transcript is spliced from 3 exons. The coding region runs from base 192 to 1010 and encodes 272 amino acids.
UUUGUUGGUUGAACACGCCGACCUAUGGUUUAAAUUUUGAUUCCAUUUGCACUGAAAAUUUUCUGAACUUUUCUCAAAUAGGUUGAAAAAUCAUUUUUUCUUUGUUUAAGCCAUAUCCAAAUUUUAAUUUAUAUUUUUGGCCCUGCUUUUGCUUUGAAGGCAGUCGAGAUUUACUACGUUCCAGUGGGUCAAUGAUUAAAUUACCAUGGACUCUCUUCUUCAUUAUUGGGACCGCAACAUGCUCGUUUAACCAAGUUGAUGAAUCCUAUGCGUGUAUAAGAGAGUUUUGUUUUCUUACACAAAUGAAUGUUGAUAACUGCACUAAAAACCAUGACUUUAUGUCGAGCGAUCCGGCUUUACAGCAAAUUGCAUUUAAAGAAGGAAAACAAUGUUUUAUUUAUGGAAUUAGUUCAGACUAUACAAAAUAUACAUGCACAAGAACGAUAAUUGAUCAUAUCACACUCAAUUAUGACAUCUAUAUGGAGAGCAUAGUAGCAACACCAACAAGUGAAACAAGUUGCAAGGAUCCAUAUUACGCAUUUGAAUCUUGCCGAUGUAGGCAAAGCUAUGACAUAACUGAAAAUUUGGUUAACAAAUAUAAAUGGGCAGACAAGAAAAUGUCAAUUUAUAAGCAGGAGGAGGUGAUGAAUCAAUGCAAAGAUUUCAAGAAGUGUGCUAACGAAUGCUUCUCACAGUAUCCAGAUAUAGCAAGGAUUUCUGCCGGAUGUGACAUUGUGGAAUUAAAGUACUCGCCAUUCAUGAGUUGCCUGACAAAGUUACGCAAUCGCGAGUUCAAGCUGCCGCACUACAAUUGCACGGAUUCCAAUUUUCGAAGCAGAGAUAUAGAAGUACUUAUCAAUAUGUUCACAGAGGAUAUGUACUGUACCAAGUGGAUUAUGAGGAAACAUUGUGAUGAAAGUGCGGUAAUAGAUUUCCGAAAAUAUGCAUCAUUUCUUGCAAGCAAUCUUAAAGGAACUCUUGUACUCUUCUCCGGCUAUAAUGCACUAUGAUUCGGAAAUCUGUUCUUUGCCAAUGAAUUGUAUCAAAUAAAGUGAAGUAAACUUCGUCAUGUUCAAA